GAUAACUGAAAUCGGCGCGGUCUGUGCGAGGGCUCCUUUCCAAGAUUACGAGGCUGCGAUCGCCCUCCCUUUACUCUCUCUCUCUCUCUUCUGUUCGGGAACGAUUGAAGACAUGGACCAGGUGACGCAUCUCUGCCGGAGGCGAUUCCACCACGUCAUCAAAUGUCCCAGAACGAGCGACCGAGUGAGCUUCGCCCUCAUCGGCUCUGCGUGGGAUCGGUCGGGCUCGCUCUCCGGUAGAGAAGUCGUCGGCGAAAGCGGCGAGGAGGGAGCGCAGGAGGAGCGGGAGCACGACGGCGAUUUUACAGACGUCAUUCUCUUUCUUCUGCCUGCCGGCUGCUCGAGAUACAUCGGUAUCCCGUCCGAGAAGGUCUGUGACGAGGAAAAUGUCCGACUAAUCGCCAUUGACCGGCCUGGGUGCGGAGCGACAACGAUGUGCCCUUUGCCGGAAAGGCUGGAGAGGUGUACAAAGCAUACACUUAGCAUCCUCGACCACCUCGCCCCUCGGCUGCGAUCAAGACGACCGCUGAAGCUCCUCUCACACUCUGCCGGUUUCCUCUACGCCAUGCACCUCUUCUCCCAUACACCCGCAGACACGCUCGUCAGACUAUUUGGAGAGGAGCCACGCUACCUGGCCUCAUCUGCCUUUGUCCCCACGCACAUCUCUGGCUCCUCGAUGUCGUACCUGCCUCGAUCGCUCGUUGCAAUUGCGCCCACUGCACUGCCCUUUAUGAUGGACGCCUUUUCGGCCAUCUCGACGGGCGCCAGCGCCCUCCUCACGUCGAGCACCUUGGCUGCGACUACAGUUGCUUCCGGCUUCAGGUCCAAGUCAACGCUCGAAGACGAGGAGAGCGAGGCGGAGCUCAAGGCGGCGCGCAAAGCGGAGCGCAAGACGGCCAAGAGCAUGAAGAAGAAGCCCGACGCCGAAUUCUGGCCUCCUUAUCCACCCAUUUCCAUCGUCGAGCCCAAUCUUGACGACGAAGAAGAAGCUCAGAACGAGUGCCUACACCCAGCCACAGGCAAACCGCUGACGGAAAAGGACACCCUUAUGUUUGACAUGAUGCGCGCAGAGAAUGCCUUCGUCGGCUUCACCCAGGACUACCUCCUGUGCCUGGGGAAGGAGCCCACCAUGGACAAUGUCGGACUAGAGAAGCUGUCUAGAGAGACGAUCGAAGGCCUGGCCACCAACAACGUCUUUCAAAAGUUGCACGCCAAGGUGCUGUGGGGCGACCAGGACGCUAUUACGCCGAAAAAGGGCAGAGACUGGCUCGACGGCGUCUUUGACCACGCCGUCGCGCUUCCAGGUUCUAAGCUCGAGGUGUCUGCUUGGAUUAUGGCAGAUGCUGGACACGAUCAGACCAUUACAACAAAGGCUGUCAUGAAGAGGGCCAUUCGAUGGAUGUUGGAUCGCGAGUGAAGAAGGAAGAAGAGAGCGCUUUCUUUACACGUGAAAUUGAAUAGAAAUUGGG
Messenger RNA from Acaromyces ingoldii, 1469 nucleotides. RefSeq lists its product as hypothetical. NCBI's taxonomy places the organism in Eukaryota, Fungi, Basidiomycota, Exobasidiomycetes, Exobasidiales, Cryptobasidiaceae. The transcript is spliced from 5 exons. The record is from RefSeq and is a predicted model, not a curated record. Bases 113 to 1417 code for a protein of 434 amino acids.